AAAGAGCCUUAUAAGGAGGGUAAAGGCGUCACCCGACUCACCCCCAUUUCCCACAAUCCAUUUCAUUCUCCUUCUCCUCUUCUCUUCCUAUUGCAAUUCAUAGUACUGAGCAGAAAAAUGUUGGAGUGCCUUCCUGCGGGAUCUCCCACAUUCUCCACGAUGCACCAAGAACAGCCCCCAUGGAUGCCUCCUCCUCCUCCUCCUCGCCUGUUACAUCCACAACCACCAUUAAUCUCUCUCGCAUCUACUCCACCGCUAUUCUUCAAACUAACUCCUUCAAGGAGAUGGUAAGAAUCACCAGCUCCAUGGACCUUGUGGUCCCCGACGCCGCCGAUCACGAGCAAGAUCAACUUCAAGACCUCUCCGGGAUGCUCACCCAAGUGCUUAGCCCCAAUCGAGAUCGCGUCCUCAAUGCCCUUCACCGAUCCAAAUCCACUUCCCUUUUAAAUCUCAUUUCUUCUUACUUCGAUUACAGUGAGAGAACCACUAGACUCUGCCUCACCCUUCGUGGCAUCGUUGCUCAAGCCCGUCGACUCUAUUCCCCAAUUAACACCCUCCUCCAAGAUCUUCCCAUCGACUCCCUGUCUCAGACUCAUUGCGAACUCGUUGUCCAAGAAUUCCAUAAAUUCAAGGAUGACGCUAACCCUUUUCCCCGCCCUGACUCACUGACCUUCCACCCAAUUCGAGACCACUUCUGCGAUCUCAAUCGCCAACUUGAGCGCCGUCUUCGCAAGUCCAGCUCCAGAAUUCGCCUUGUUCGUUCUCCCAACCCCGACCCUAACACCGUCCUCUGCUGCAGGGGUGGUGCUGCGAUUACGGCCUACAUUCCUCCGAAGUUCGCCAGGAGAGAACUGGCCUAUGCAGCUCAGCUUAAAGUUGCAUCUAGGAACACCUAUGUUCUAAAGACUGACCUUGACACGCUUGAUAGCCUCGUCGGCCGUUUGCACAACACCGUGGAGGAUGAUAAGCGUUUCAUUCGGCUGGGUUUGAACAUGGGGAAUGAUGAGCACACAGUUCAGGAAGUGCUCAUACACUUGGGAAAGAACCACCCGAAUUUGGGACACUACCUUGAUCUUCUUGAGCAGAAGAUAACUACUUGUCUCAUUACUGUCAACCACUCAAGAUCUCAACUUCUCAAGGAGAUUCUACUUCAUCAAACUAGUUCUGACUCUUCUCAUCCACAAUAGUAACACUUAACUGAAUCUGGGUUUCACCUUAUUUUUUGUUUCUAAAGUUAGUGUUGUUCUUAAACUAACAUUCAGCUUGUCUCUAACCCGUUUAGUUUACUGUUUGCACCAAUAGAUAAUAAAUCCAUACCUUCUGAAACUCUCACAGUAGACUGCCUUUUGAAAGUUGAAAGCAUUUGGUAA
This is a messenger RNA of Cucumis melo (muskmelon), 1370 nucleotides long. Its product is annotated as UPF0496 protein At3g19330. NCBI's taxonomy places the organism in Eukaryota, Viridiplantae, Streptophyta, Magnoliopsida, Cucurbitales, Cucurbitaceae. The coding region runs from base 180 to 1187 and encodes 335 amino acids. The record is from RefSeq and is a predicted model, not a curated record. The transcript has 2 exons.